This is a messenger RNA of Scomber japonicus (chub mackerel), 689 nucleotides long. RefSeq names its product stonustoxin subunit alpha-like. Gene Ontology annotation, molecular function: protein binding. NCBI's taxonomy places the organism in Eukaryota, Metazoa, Chordata, Actinopteri, Scombriformes, Scombridae. The transcript has 3 exons. The coding region runs from base 46 to 624 and encodes 192 amino acids. The record is from RefSeq and is a predicted model, not a curated record.
UCUGCUGGACUGGAGGAUCCACACUGGAGACUGGACACUCUCAGGAUGGACCAUGGUGGACCGCAGACACUGAAACCUGGUCUGAGGAAGUAUGCCUGUGAACUGGAACUGGAUCCAAACACAAUGAACAGAAACCUCAAACUGUCUGAUAACAACAGGAAGGUGACACAUGUGAAUGAGGAUCAGUCAUAUCCUGAUCAUCCAGACAGAUUUGACUCCUGGCCUCAGCUGCUGUGUAGAAAUGAUCUGACUGGUCGCUGUUACUGGGAGGUCGAGUGGAGACGAAAGGUAUAUAUAUCAGUGAGUUACAGAAGAAUCAGCAGGAAAGGAGACAGUGAUGACUGUGUGUUUGGAUGGAACGAUCAGUCCUGGAGUCUGGAGUGCUCUAAUGAUGGUUACUCUGUCCGUCACAAUAAGAGAGAAACAUACAUCCACUCCUCCUCCUCCUCCUCCUCUGUCUCUAACAGAGUAGCAGUGUAUGUGGACUGUCCUGCUGGCACUCUGUCCUUCUACAGAGUCUCCUCUGACACACUGAUCCACCUCCACACCUUCAACACCACAUUCACUCAACCUCUGUGUGCUGGGUUUGGGCUCUAUUGGUCUGGUUCCUCAGUGUCUCUGUAGGAGGAGCAGAGAGGAGCAGUGAGGAGCAGAGAGGAGUAGUGAGGAGCAAUUUCUUAGUUUCCACA